AUGGCCACGGAUGGCCUUCAAGGUGAGGACGUGCAUCUUGAACUCGAUUCUCUAGGGGAUGGAGAGUCAGUGGAGUCGGGCGAGGGCGGCAGAAAUGAGAUCACGGAGCCUGAGAAGAGUGGGAGUCUGCGGCUGAUGAAUGGCAGCAGCCCCUGUGCCGGGAGAUUGGAGGUUUACCAUAGAGGACAAUGGGGCACAGUGGAUGGCGAAGUUACCUGGGGUAUGAAGGCGGCUGCUGUGGUGUGUAAGGAGUUGGGCUGUGGAGCCGCGCUGUCAGCAUCAGGAGACGCUCACUUCGGGAGGGGCUCAGGCUACGUUAUGACGUAUGUUGUAGAAUGCAGAGGGAAUGAGUCUACUCUGAGGGAGUGUCCCUCAGGAAACUGGAGUCAUUAUUUACUGCCACACUCCUAUGAUGCCGGUGUCAUCUGCUCAGGAGGUCAACCCCCCAGACUGGUGAAUGGAGGCAGCCGCUGUGCGGGGAGAUUAGAGCUGUACACCAAUGAAACUUGGGCGACACUUUGUGGCGAGAACCUGAACACGGAAAUUGCAGUGCAUGUUUGCAAACUUUUGGGAUGUGGAUUUGCUGUAUCAGCCACAGGUGACGCUCGCUUUGGAGAAGGCUCGGGUAGUGUGGUUGGUCGACCUGACUGCGGACAUGGACAGGACAGUAGCAUAACCUGUUCAGACCAGAUUGAGUUACGGCUGGUGAGUGGAUCUCACUCCUGUUCGGGCCGGGUAGAGAUGCUGUUUAUGGGGCUGUGGGGCACAGUGUGUGACGAUAAUUGGGAUUUGGCUGACGCUGAUGUUGUUUGCUCGGAGCUGGGCUGUGGGCCGCCGAUCGCUGCCGUGACCAGUGCGAUGUUUGGAGAAGGAAAAGGUCAGAUCUGGCUCGAUGACGUGGCCUGUGUCGGCAAUGAGUCCCACCUGUGGCGAUGCCCCGCUAGAACCUUGAGCCAACACAACUGUAAUCACGGCGAGGACGCAGGUGUGGUGUGUAUGGAUCGGCUCCGGAAACCCACCCUUUCUCUGAAACUAGAUUCCCGGAUGUUUGUGAGAGGAGAAUUCGCU
This is a messenger RNA of Callorhinchus milii (elephant shark), 1068 nucleotides long. Its product is annotated as deleted in malignant brain tumors 1 protein-like. The transcript has 5 exons. The annotation marks the transcript as partial. Gene Ontology annotation, cellular component: membrane. NCBI's taxonomy places the organism in Eukaryota, Metazoa, Chordata, Chondrichthyes, Chimaeriformes, Callorhinchidae. The record is from RefSeq and is a predicted model, not a curated record.